Messenger RNA from Penaeus monodon (black tiger shrimp), 3040 nucleotides. RefSeq names its product zinc finger protein 23-like. The record is from RefSeq and is a predicted model, not a curated record. Bases 651 to 2990 code for a protein of 779 amino acids. Gene Ontology annotation, cellular component: nucleus. NCBI's taxonomy places the organism in Eukaryota, Metazoa, Arthropoda, Malacostraca, Decapoda, Penaeidae. Gene Ontology annotation, molecular function: sequence-specific DNA binding; DNA-binding transcription factor activity, RNA polymerase II-specific. Gene Ontology annotation, biological process: regulation of transcription by RNA polymerase II. The transcript has 12 exons.
GUAAUAAAAGGACAAGUUUAGAAUACCCAAACUUCAGUCUCCUUAUCAACGUUUAUUUUUCUUUAAUUUAUUCUAAACAAAAAAGUCCAAUCAGAAGCUACCUAAACGCAAAAAAAACAACAACAAGAGAAUAAAGAUUAAGCACACAAAACCCACUUAGAUAAAAAAAAAAGAAAAAAACAAAAAACGAAUGACUUGGAAUUAACCUGUCUAGCGGUCUGUGGCAACUUCUCCUCCUCUUGGCUCAGUAAUGUUUACAUUUUGAUGCGAGACAAAACUUUCGUGAAUUUCUUCCCUGAAAACAAAGACAAUCCAAGGAAUACAGACGUCUGUAGACUGCUAUAGAGUCCCGAAGACCCUAUAGAAGCAGAAAGAAGCAGAAGAAGAAGAAGGAGGAGAAUGUCCUAAAGGAAACGGCAUAAACUGACACUUGACUUCCCCCUCGCAACAUGCAUAACCAGACCUGCUCUAAGAAGUGUUGUUGAUAAUUGCAAGAUUGAUUGAUCCUUGUUGCAGGUAUCGAGGUGAAACGGGUUUUGAAAAGAGGACCAAACAUUCAGAGCUCAUGGUGACAGGUGACUAAGUAUCCAUACUUGGGAAAUUAUGUAAAUGCUCAGUAUUAGAAGAUAGUUCAGAACAGAAGAAACAAGAUGGGAGCCAUUCAUGGGAAAGGACGCUUCAAAUGCCAAGGAUGUCAGAAACCAUUUUCUUGGCGGUUAGAUCUGGCGGAACAUAGCAAGACCUGUAAAGGCAGCAGCUCGAGGAAGGGAUGGGAGGCUCAGGCUGAACAGUUUCUGCUUGAGGCCUGUUUCCUCUGUGGCUGCCAACUGUCGGGGAUUCUGUCAGAGGAGGCUUCCUUCAUCAGGGGAAAGCAAAGACUUUACCAUUUCAAAAAGUCUUUGAUUGAGGUUCUAGAGAUGAUUACUCGUGAUUCUGCAGUGUCCUCUCUUACUCAUCACACAAUUGGUCUGUGUAAAAUCUGCAUGAACUCUGUGAACAGAUGGGACGAAACUCAGCAGCAACUUCAGACCAUUGCAAAGUCACUGCGUAGUUCGUACAGAUCGAUACAAAGGAAACCUGGAAUGAAGAAGUAUAGGAGGAAGAAUAUCUCAGAGAGAAGAGAAAUAGAGGAACUGAUUGAUGAAGGUGAGAGUGAAUGCAAUGAAGAGGAUGAAGGGAACGAGGGGAGCGAAAGCAAAGGUCUGACGGAACAGAUAAAACAGGAAAAGCAGACAGAUUUUCCGCAGCCGGCAGAGAGAUUUGACGAGUGCGAGAAGAAGGAAUAUGCUUGCGAAUGUGGGAAGACUAUACGUGGCCUCAACACCUUCGUCGAACAUCAGCUACGGGAGGGAUGUAAGACAAAAACCAGUCAGUAUCCCUGCAAAUACUGUGGCUUAGUGUUCUCGGAAAAGAAGCUGCUGAUUGUACACAAAAAGGCCUGUGUUGAGACCUCGCUGAUCAAUGGUGCACAUGAGUGCGACAUUUGCGGGAGGCGGUUUUUGGUGCGCGGACGUGUAGAAACCCACAAAAGAAAUGUUCACAGUAUUGGAACGGCUGAUCAGCAACUCUGCAGUUAUUGUGGAAGAACAUUUGGUUCCAGCUAUAACAUGAAGAACCAUUUAGCAAGAGAGCAUGGGAUUGGUCAGAUUGAAAUGGUUGUGUGUGAACUCUGCGGGGGGAAGUUCUCCGACCGCUCCAGCCUGCGCAACCACAUGAAGAACAUCCACGGAGAGCGCAAGUAUGAAUGUGAAACCUGCGGGAAAAAGUUUGCCACCCCGGGAAUGCGCAACCACCACAUGAACGAGAUGCAUAACAACACCUACAAUUACGAGUGCAGCAUCUGCGGCGAACAGUUCAAUGUCAGCUUUAAAUAUAGGUAUCACAUGCGUAAGAUGCAUAACACUCUCCAGUAUUCGUGUGAUGAUUGCGGUCGAACGUUUAUCAUGAGGAGUGAUCUGUAUCGUCAUGUUAGAGGUGUCCACAUGGGAAUACGUGACCCGAAGCGAUAUCCGUGCAAAGUGUGUGGAAGGCUGUUCCCCAGCAUGUACAAGGUCAAGAGGCACAUGAGCAGUCACGGAUACUUGUCCUCGAAAGCCGACAAGAACAUCCUGGAGCAGCACGUUCCCGAGAUUGAUCCGACGGCCAGCGCACUGACGGCCAACGACUCUGCUGCAGCGACGGUGCUAGCGGAGGCCGUGGCCGAGAACAGCGAUGGCACCAGCAUUGAUGUGCACCAGCUACAAGUGCCGGAAAUUUACGCGGCACCUCACAUAACAACACUGACACCGGAAAUCCUGCAAGGAGGACCAGACAUGGUGGAAGCCGAGACGAUGGUGGUUGGCUCCAUGUCCAGCAUCGUAGUGUCGGCAUCGUCGAUAUCGGACAGCAUCACGGCCGAGCUGCAGCACCCCCUGCACGAUCACCAGCACACGCGCCGCGACCCCCACCAGCAGGACCAGCACCAACAGCAGCAGCAGGACCAGCAGUUCCGCCGUGGGAACAGUGCCGUACUACAGCAGUCCCUGGCGCAGACCAUCAUGCCCAUGCACCAGAUGAUCGUGAUCCAGGAUUCCGUCAGUGUGCCAGGCCACGCGGACUUUACCGUGGCACCUUCGAGUAGUCAGGUCAUCUCGGCUUCUCCGGCUGCCAACCAAGUCAUCUCGGUGUCACAGUCUGGAGGAAAUCAAGUCAUUUCAGUCCCUCAGUCCGGGAGCCAGGUCAUCUCCGUCCCGCAGUCAUCAAAUCAGGUCAUAUCGGUUCCCUCUGAGUCUGGACAGGUUAUUUCCAUACCUCAGUCUAGUGGACAGGUGAUCACGGUUCCGUCUGUGAGCAGCCAAGUCAUUUCUGUUCCCUCUGUUAAUUCUCAGGUCAUUACUGGGUCACUUCACACCUCACAGGGGGCCUUCACUCUGCCACUAACCCAACAAUCUACGCAAAUUCACAACCAGCAAAAAUUACCGACUAUUCAUUAUCAAUAUUUUCCAUCGUAAUGUUUACUAUUUUAUGUAUGAUGUUAUAAUAUAGCAUAACUUUGCCUCUU